Molecule: messenger RNA, 2859 nt
Organism: Pleuronectes platessa (European plaice)
Lineage: Eukaryota; Metazoa; Chordata; Actinopteri; Pleuronectiformes; Pleuronectidae
Gene: klhl21
Product: kelch-like family member 21
Exons: 5
Coding region: 185-2038 (617 amino acids)
Biological process (GO): protein ubiquitination
Molecular function (GO): protein binding
Source: RefSeq, a predicted model, not a curated record
CAGGGUGUCAUGGCGGACAGGAAGCAGCAGAAGAAGAUGAGGCCUCAGACUCUCACAGCCGCGGGUUCGAACCCUUCUUCCUCCUGCGCGUGUCCCUCGUCUCCUCUCGGGUCUCAGUGAACACCUCCUCCGCGGCUGCAGCCGACCUCAGGUGAAAUCAACGUUCUGAUCACAACCACCAGAGAUGGAUCCACCAGACAGAGCCGAGCCGGAGAAGCCCGUCCUGCAGACGCAGCCGUCCACGCUGCCGUUCUUCGACACGGCUCACGCCUUCAACCUCCUGCGGGGAAUCCACGAACUCAGAGCUGAGAGGAAGUUUUUCGAUGUGACUCUUUGUGCCGAGGGCCGCGAGUUCCACUGUCACCGCACUGUGUUGGCCGCCGCCAGCACCUACUUCCGGGCCAUGUUUACAGGAACGCUGAGGGAGAGCGUCAUGGACCGAGUGGUUCUGCACGAGGUGUCGGCCGAGCUUCUGGGCCUGCUGGUGGACUUCUGCUACACGGGGCGGGUCACCGUCACUCAGGAGAACGUGGACCUCCUUCUGAAGACGGCCGAUCUGUUUCAGUUCCCCUCGGUGAAAGAGGCCUGCUGUGCUUUCCUGGAGCAGCGGCUGGACAUCUCCAACUGCUUGGAGAUCCAGGACUUUGCGGAGGCGUUCGCCUGCAGAGAGCUGGCCACCAGCGCCCGCCGCUUUGUCCUGAAGAACAUCAUGGAGCUGGCGAAGGGGAUGGACUUUGAGCGAUUACCCUGGAAGCGCCUGCUGGAGUUUAUGUCCGAUAAUGAGCUGGGUGUGGACAAGGAGGAGACGGUUUAUCAAAUCGCAGUGCGCUGGGUGAAGGCCGAUCUGCAGCGGAGGCUCCACUACUGGCCCGAGCUCCUCCAGCAGGUCCGCCUCCCGUUCGUCAGGAGGUUCUUCCUGCUGGCCCACGUGGAGAGCGACCCGCUCGUCUACCUGUCGCCCACCUGCCUCCGCAUGGUGAACGAGGCCCGCAGCUUCCAGUCCUGCGAGUACGACCGCCAUGACAGGCCCUGCCACCGCAUGCGGCCACGGCCAUCCACAGGGUUGGCAGAAAUCCUGGUAGUGGUGGGAGGCUGCGACCAGGACUGUGACGAGCUGGUCACGGUGGACUGCUACAACCCCCAGACGGGUCAGUGGCGCUACCUGGCUGAGUUCCCUGACCACCUCGGAGGGGGCUACAGUAUCGCUGCACUGGGAAACGAUAUGUACGUGACAGGUGGCUCCGACGGCGCUCGCCUCUACGACGGCGUGUGGCGCUACAAGUCCAGCGUCAACGAGUGGACCGAGGCGGCGCCCAUGCUGAAGGCCCGCGAGUACCACAGCUCCUGUGUGGUGAAGGGUCAGCUCUACGUGGUGGCGUCGGACAGCACCGAGCGCUACGACCACGCUCUGGACUGCUGGGAGGCCUUACCCGCCAUGCUGCACCCGAUGGACAACUGCUCCACCACGUCCUGCAACGGACGCCUGUACGCCAUCGGCUGCCUGACCGGAGAGGACACCAUGGCCAUCCAGAGCUACGACUCAGAGGCCAACCGCUGGGCCAUGGUGAACUGUGGUCAGCUGCCUCCCUGGUCCUUCACACCCAAGACCCUGACCCUCAACGGCCUCAUCUACUUUGUCAGGGAUGACUCAGCGGAGGUGGAUGUUUAUAAUCCCCAAAAGAACAAGUGGGACAUGAUAAGUCCGAUGACCCAGGUGCACGUUGGAGGAAGCGUUGCAGCCCUGGGCGGUAAACUGUUUGUGUCCGGUGGCUACGACAACACGUUUGAGUUGUCCGACGUGGUGGAGGCCUUCGACCCGACCACCCGCACCUGGGCCCUCGCCGGGCGACUGCCUCAGCCGACCUUCUGGCACGGCAGCGUCAGCAUCUUCCGGCAGUUCAUGCCCCAGGUGUCCAGCGCCUUCCGACCCGCCGACGCCCCCGAGACGAACCCCAUCCACCUGCACCGCCACCAGCGCCAGCAAGCGCUCCACAACCUCAACAACAACAUCAACCAGGACGUGAACCCGGCGCACUGAGUCUGGACCUUGACGCCCUCUCACGUGUUUUCAUUCUGUUCUCCCUCAUCGUGCUGUCAUUGGCUGACUGUGAAUUCACCUCAUCACAUGGUGAAGCUGUUUAAGGCUGAAGAGACGAGGGAGCAGAAUCCAACCCAAGUGUGAAUCUGUCGUAGUGACAAUCAUGUCUGUGACUGGAUGAAGAACAGACAGGCGGGUUGCUUAGUCGUGUUCAGUAGAAGAAGAGGGAAGUGUCUGUAUGCUGCUCUUAUAGGGAAGUGGGCGGAGCUUCUUUCCCAAAGUCAUCAUCCUUUAAAGUUUUUCUCUUGUAAAACUGAAACAUACGGUGUUAAAACACUUACGGCUCAAAUUCAUCUGCAGCUUAUUUGAUGAUCAUCUUCUUUUUCAACCAUAAAAUGUUUCCUGGAGGUUCGAGCAUCUGUGUUUUACAGCGUAAGACAAAACUGAACAUUUGAAGACGACACCUUCGGCUCAAGGAAACUCAAAUGUUUCUCAAUUUACAGACAAUUAGCAGAACAUCAGCAACAACAGUCGGAAAUGUUUCUUUUUUAAAUUGCAUCCUUUAUUUUUAGAGAAACAUGAAGUAUGGUUAACUGCCCCCUUCCUUCUGUGAAGAGCAGAAAAACAGAUGCUUCUCUUUAGGUUUUAUUCAGGAACUAUGAAGCACCGUCUCCCUCACGGGGGAUAAGAACAUCUGUGAGUCAUCAGCUGAUCACUGUGGAAUUUAUUUUUCUACAAACGCAUUAAAUUUUAAUUCUAAAUCGCACACAAGCACCAAAGUGAGUGUUUACAAACCUGUUGAGGCUUCAGAGUGAUGUGUG